Physeter macrocephalus (sperm whale) is the source of this 3995-nucleotide messenger RNA. RefSeq names its product FYN proto-oncogene, Src family tyrosine kinase (gene FYN). NCBI's taxonomy places the organism in Eukaryota, Metazoa, Chordata, Mammalia, Artiodactyla, Physeteridae. The transcript is spliced from 14 exons. Bases 346 to 1782 code for a protein of 478 amino acids. The record is from RefSeq and is a predicted model, not a curated record. Gene Ontology annotation, molecular function: ATP binding; signaling receptor binding; non-membrane spanning protein tyrosine kinase activity. Gene Ontology annotation, biological process: innate immune response; T cell receptor signaling pathway; protein phosphorylation. Gene Ontology annotation, cellular component: extrinsic component of cytoplasmic side of plasma membrane.
AAGCCGAGCACCGAGGGCUCCCCGGGCUCACACAAAGCCGCCGCCCGCGCCUGGGAGGAAUCCGGCCGCCGGGCCGGGGACACCCGGCGCCACCCCCUGGGCACUCUCAGAAGGCCCACCGGCUCCCGGGCCCGCCGAGGAACCACCGGAGCCGCUUCGGCCGCGCCGGAGGAGGGCGGGGAGAGGACCAUGUGAAUGGGCUCCGGAGCCUGAGCGCAGCGCAGUUUUUUGAAGAAGCAGGAUGCUGAUCUAGACCUGGAAAAAGACCAGUCCAGCAGCUGUAUUAGAAGACAUGUGGUAUAUAUAAAGUUUGUGAUCGUUGGGGGAAAUUUUGGAAUUUAGAUAAUGGGCUGUGUGCAAUGUAAGGAUAAAGAAGCAACAAAACUGACGGAGGAGAGGGAUGGCAGCCUGAACCAGAGCUCCGGGUACCGCUAUGGCACAGACCCCACUCCUCAGCACUACCCCAGCUUCGGCGUGACUUCCAUCCCAAACUACAACAACUUCCACGCAGCCGGGGGCCAAGGACUCACCGUCUUUGGGGGUGUGAACUCUUCGUCUCAUACUGGGACCUUGCGUACGAGAGGAGGAACAGGAGUGACUCUGUUUGUGGCCCUUUACGAUUAUGAAGCACGGACGGAAGAUGACCUGAGUUUUCACAAAGGAGAAAAAUUUCAAAUAUUGAACAGCUCGGAAGGAGAUUGGUGGGAAGCACGCUCCUUGACAACUGGAGAGACCGGUUACAUUCCCAGCAAUUAUGUGGCUCCAGUUGACUCCAUCCAGGCAGAAGAGUGGUACUUUGGAAAACUUGGCCGAAAAGAUGCUGAGCGACAGCUUUUGUCCUUUGGAAACCCAAGAGGUACCUUUCUCAUCCGUGAGAGUGAAACCACCAAAGGUGCCUAUUCACUUUCUAUCCGUGACUGGGAUGAUAUGAAAGGAGACCAUGUCAAACAUUAUAAAAUUCGCAAACUUGACAACGGUGGAUACUAUAUUACCACCCGGGCCCAGUUUGAAACACUUCAGCAGCUUGUACAACAUUACUCAGAGAGAGCCGCAGGCCUCUGCUGCCGCCUAGUAGUUCCCUGUCACAAAGGGAUGCCAAGGCUUACCGAUCUAUCUGUCAAAACCAAAGAUGUCUGGGAAAUCCCUCGAGAAUCCCUGCAGUUGAUCAAGAGACUGGGAAAUGGGCAGUUUGGGGAAGUAUGGAUGGGUACCUGGAAUGGAAACACAAAAGUAGCCAUAAAGACUCUUAAACCUGGCACGAUGUCCCCUGAAUCGUUCCUUGAGGAGGCACAGAUCAUGAAGAAGUUGAAGCAUGACAAACUGGUCCAGCUCUAUGCGGUGGUGUCCGAGGAGCCCAUCUACAUUGUCACCGAGUAUAUGAAUAAAGGAAGUUUACUCGAUUUCUUAAAAGAUGGAGAAGGAAGAGCUCUGAAGUUACCAAACCUUGUGGACAUGGCAGCACAGGUUGCUGCGGGAAUGGCGUAUAUUGAGCGCAUGAAUUAUAUCCACAGAGACCUGCGGUCAGCAAACAUUCUCGUGGGGAAUGGACUAAUUUGCAAGAUCGCCGACUUCGGAUUGGCCAGGUUGAUCGAGGACAAUGAGUACACAGCAAGACAAGGUGCAAAGUUCCCCAUUAAGUGGACAGCCCCCGAAGCAGCCCUGUACGGGAGGUUCACAAUCAAGUCUGACGUGUGGUCUUUUGGAAUCUUACUUACAGAGCUGGUCACCAAAGGAAGAGUUCCGUACCCAGAGGAAAUCAUCUUCGAGGGAUGGAGUACUUGAACUCACCCACCGUGGGCCCCCAGUCUUAAUUCUGAUAAUGGGGGAGGGGCCCCUGAGUCAGGUAUCUGCAUACAGCAGGUCCUGAGAAGGGCCUUUCACUCAGAAUCCUGUGAGGAUGGCAAAGGAGUUCGACAGGGGAGCCAAGUCCGCUUUAUUGCGCGUAGCUACACACCCUGAGCAACUGCUGACGUGCCGGGGGCUUUGACAGUCACCCUAAUUCUGCGAGGGCGGCCGAGAGAAGGGGCCACGACUGGGAAGCUUCACGGAGAAGAAGGCAUGUGGGGUUUCCCCCUCAAGUUGAGGAAGAGGGUCCCAGACAAGGACGGGCAUGUGGAAGGGCACCCACUCAAGGAGCCGCAGGCUUAGUCUGCGGAGGAGGCCGUGAGGCAGGGGUACCCGGACCAGCAGCUGGAAAGCCUGGCCAGAGCCCGUCAUGAGGGGCCUGGUGCUGCCACAGGGAGGCCUGGCCAGUCUGCAGUGGUGGCCGGGGGGCCAUGUCAGCGAGGGCGUGAUGGGAGCCACGGAAAGUUGUUCCCUGACCUGCCCCUCGCCGUGGAUGCUGCUUGUUUUUGUUCUUUAACACAGCUGUAAUCACAUUUAAUUGGACUUCUGAAUCUCACAGUAUACUCUUCUUGAGCGAUCCCUUUGACAGAGAGGGAUUCCAAUUAUAGGAUGAUGACCUUAAUGAAGAAGAACAACUGCUAAGGAACAGACAGUCAUUCAGUUUCACCCAGGGUCGCCAUGGGAGGAAGGUCCUUCCUGUCCGCGUUCUCGCCGGCUGUUGGUGCGACCGCGUGGGCAGUGUGUGCCGAGGGGCUGCUUCUCCGCUGCCCUGAGUCCUCGUGCCUGUGGACAGCACCCAGGACAGACUCCUAGUCCCCUUCCACCGUGAUUUCCAUCCUGACUUCUCAAUGCAGUUAUUUCUCAGUUGGCUAGAGUGUAUUUUCAAGUAAUUCUUGUUUCAAGAGCAGUAGGUGGAGAUACAUUUUUCUGAACUCUUUCAUUCCUGAGAGUGGCUUUCUGUCACCUUCACGCACAGGAAAGUUACUUCGGCUGGUGGUGAGGAUGGGGGUCAAGGGGGAAGGGAAAGUGACUUCCCCAUUGCCCCAUGGUGGGCUGUCAUCCUCUGGUGCAGUGACCCCCUUUCACAGAAUUUCCGGCUUCCGGUCUCUCCCCCCUUCCCCUCCCCCACCAUUCUAUCACUGUCACCACCAGAGUUAUCCUGGAAAACACAGACCCGCUUAUCCAACUCUACUAGUUAACAAGUCCAUGGCUUCCCCUUGCCUUCCAGAUAAACUCCAGAAGCCUUUGUUUGGCACAGUCCUUCAUACCUCUUCCCUUCAGUCAUUCCACAAAUAUUUAUUGAAUACCUACUAUAUGCCAGGUACUGUCUAGGCCCCAGGAGUGUAGCUGUGAACCAGAAGACAAAAACUGUCCUCCUGAACUUUUCAUUCCUUAGAGGAGACAGACAAUAAAACAAAUAAGCAAAAUGUAUUCAGCACUGGCUGGUGGUAAUGGGUAAGGACAAGAAUAAAACGGGGAAGGGGAUAGAGGGUAGCAAGGGAGGACCUGCCCAGGAAGAUGACAUCUGAGGAAGCAAGGCUCAGGGUCGAUACCUGGGGGAGGAGCCUCCCUUCAGAGGCAACCGGAGCACAGAGGCCCUGAAGAGCCGCCGCGAGGCCCGUGUGUCUAGGGCAGGGGGAGAAGGAUGGCCAAGAGGCCCCAGGCAGAUCAGUAGGGUCUUCCUAGCUCAUGGUUGGGACUUUUGCUUUUACUGUUAGUGAGAUGAGGAGUGACUGAUGGGUUUUGAGCGGGCGACAUGACCAGACGUGAUUUCUUGCUUGACGCUUGCCAACACUUCGCACCAAGAGAUGUCUCUCAAACACGCGAGUCUCUCUUCUCAGCUCCACUCCCUGCCUCCGAAUCCUUCAAAGCCCGGCCCAAACGCCCACCGCCUCCUUUGUGUAGCCUUCUCCAUGUCUCUUCCUGGGUUGCGCCUUCUGCUUGCUUCCAUGCCACUGGGGACACCUCUGCUGAAACCCUUGUCUUUUGUGUCUCUAUUUCCCAGUAGCUCUGAACUCUGAGAAGGGGGCUCCUUUUCUGUGUUCCGCAUGCCCAGCACAGUGUCUGCCCCAUAGUACACUCUCAGGAAGUCUAAGUGAAUGCAUGGAUGCAUGCAUGGAUGGAUAUAGGCAGGGGGAGAAAAGAUUAUG